This is a messenger RNA of Colius striatus (speckled mousebird), 4579 nucleotides long. RefSeq names its product interleukin-1 receptor-associated kinase-like 2. The coding region runs from base 210 to 2426 and encodes 738 amino acids. Gene Ontology annotation, molecular function: protein kinase activity; protein binding; ATP binding. Lineage: Eukaryota; Metazoa; Chordata; Aves; Coliiformes; Coliidae. Gene Ontology annotation, biological process: protein phosphorylation; signal transduction. The record is from RefSeq and is a predicted model, not a curated record. Gene Ontology annotation, cellular component: plasma membrane. The transcript has 13 exons.
CCUGCCAAGAAACCCUGGCCUGUGUCACUCGCCUCUUCCCCCAGUGCCUAGCCAGUCGGGACGGGGUGGGGACAGGCAGUCAAGGCCAGCCCCUUGAGAAGCGGAAGCUUUGGGAGAAAUCACCUCAGCAGGCAGCCGAGGCAGACGCUGCCGAGCCUGAGUGCCCGGAGCGCGCAGUCCCUGCCCCGCACCAUGCGCGGCCGCUGCUGAUGGCCACAGUGGGGACCAAGGACUCUCUGGUGAGGGCCUGCGAAGCCAUGACCUUCCAGCAGCCGUCCCUGGGACUGAAAGGGGGCUCCCUGUCGGCUCUCUACGUUCACAGCAUGCCUGCCUGGGUGCUGGAGGAUUUCUGCCAGAAGAUGGACUGCCUGAGUGACUUCGACUGGAUGCGGUUCGCCUCCUAUGUGAUAACUGAUCAGACAGAGCUACGGAAGAUCAAAAGCAUGGAGAAGACCGGGAUCAGCAUAACAAGGGAGCUCAUGUGGUGGUGGGGAGUGAGGCUGGCAACCGUGCAGCAGCUCCUGGACCUGCUGCAAGGACUGCAGCUCUACCGAGGGGCUCAAGUCAUUCUGGACUGGGCAUCAGCCUCUAAUAUCACCAAGUCUGAAAAAGAAGAGCUGGUAGAGCCACCUAAACAGGAGAAUAUAUCUUUGACUCCCAUAGAAAAUAAAAAUAAAGAGAGAGAAAAUGAGAUAAGUCUGUUGCCAUCACCAAGCUCGUCACAUCUGGGAAUAUCACCAGCAGUUUGUGCUGUUUCUGAAGGAGACCUGUAUUCGCUCCCUUCUCCACCACCUCCCCCAAGAGACCUUUUGAAUUCCUUACAGUCAAAUCCUCCUGUCUCAUCAAGUGUGAUGCCUUGCAGCUCUUCUACUCCUCAGCAGGAGACAAUGACUGAUCUCCCCAGCGGGAGUCUCUUGUGGACCCAGAAGGAAGUUACUAAUGCCACAAAUGGUUUCAGUGAGAAGAGCAGAAUUUGUGAAGGUACUUUUGCGGAUGUCUACAAAGGUCAGAGGAACAACGUAGAGUAUGUCAUCAAAAGACUGAAAGAAGCAAAAUGCGCAAGCCCAAAUUCCACCCAAAGAUUCUUUCACACAGAAGUACAGAUAUGCUUUCGGUGUUGUCAUGUCAACAUUUUGCAGCUGCUGGGUUUCUCAGUAGAAACUGGAUUGCACUGUCUGAUAUACCCACACCUGCCUAAUGGAUCGCUACAAAACAAGCUUCAGUGCCAAGAUGAUUCUGCUCCACUGACUUGGGAGGUGCGAAUUAGCAUUGCUGGAGGGCUCCUCCGAGCUGUCGAGUAUUUGCAUAAUUUUGGAAUUCUUCAUGGGAAUAUCAAAAGCUCAAAUGUCUUGCUAGAUGAAAACUUUACAGCAAAGCUUGGACAUUCAGGUCUGCGACUGCAUUCUGCUGAUAAAAAAUCAGACUAUGCUGUAAUGAAAACCAAAGUCCUACAAGCUUCUCUUACUUAUCUGCCAGAAGAUUUUGUCAGACAUGGACAAUUAACAAAAAAAGUUGAUAUAUUCAGCUGUGGUGUGGUCUUAGCAGAGAUACUGACAGGGGUUAAGGCACUGGAUGAAGGAAGAAACCCUAUUUAUCUGAAAGAUAUGAUUGCUGAUGAAAUUCAGAUAGCUAAAGAAAGCUCAUACUCCAAAGGGAAAAAUUUUGAAAAGGUGGCUGCCAAGGAAAUAUGCUGUAAAUAUCUGGACAGGAAAGCAGGACACUUGCUGGAAGAGAUUGCUGUUGAUUUUGCCUCAGCCGUCUGCUUUAGUCUGAGAAAGAAGAAUGCUACCGUAACAGAGGUUCUUGAAAUUAUAGGAAUGUCUGAAAGUAAAUUAAGGGAGCAUUCCAUCGGUGGAGGCAGCGCUUCUGGAUUCUCCAUGAACACUCCAGAAGAAACUGAUGAUGAGACAACGAGUCUCAGCACAGACGUGCCUUCUGGAGGGGAGAACAAUGAGAACAGCACACAGGCAGCGAUCCUGACAAGUGCCAACCCAUGCACACCUUCCAUAGGAGUCGUGUCACCUGACAUUUACUGCGUACAGAUGUCAAGGCUUCCUUGUGAAUCAGAUGAAUUGAGUAGUUUUGUAUGGAAUACUUUAGAAAAAUCUACAGAUAAGCUACCUAGCAACAAUUCCAAAAGUAUGGCAGCCACUGAUUGCAGGACUGGGCAGGAAAAACUACCAAAUGGACUCCAGGAAAGAAAUGCGGCAUGCACCAGAAGUGAUGACGUCUUGGAAGUGGCAUCUGCUGCACAGAGCACCUCUCAACAAGAAAAUGCAGACCUUGACUCUUCAUGUUCUUCACAAGCAUCAGCCAGAGAGACAUCUUGGAAAAUAGAGAUAAAUGAUCAGAAAAAGAAGCUCAUGGAAAAUAUUCUGCUGUAUGAAGAAGAUAAAUUAAACAGUUCUGAACUUUUUGAAUCAUAACUUGGAUUUAUUCACAGUGGCCAGCUCAGAAGAAGAAAUAAGGAGUGUCUCUUUAUUAGAAAUACGGCAAAAGUGUAACUUUCCUGCAAGGUUAAGUAGCAGAUUUGGAUCAGAAACAUUAGCCCUGACUGAAGCAAACAAAAGUGAUCACACUGAAAAGAAACAUAAAAUACCUGUUCUAAAGCAGAUUAAAGCCCAGUGCUGUUUGUGUAAACAGAAACAUGUUCUUACUUUUCAUCUGCAACGGAAAGAUACGGGAAACACAAACAAUUGCCAAAAUAAUGGAGGACCAUUUUGCAGUGUUCUUCAGAAAGCAGCUAAGUAUAGUGUGAGUCUUUUAAAAAACACAAUCCUAGAAGUUGCAAGGCAUGCACUGACCAGCAAACAGCAAUACCCUCUACUGUUACCCAGCUGUGUGCCAACAGACAGAAAUCUUCAGAACAAUUGAAGUAGGUUUCAGUGUUCAAAUUGGUCUGUCCUAUCCUGUGUAAGCUUAGGCCACAUACUCAAAAACACUGCCUUACCAGAGAGGGGAAGUUGUAUUCAAGUUCUCAGGUGUAUUCUAUGUGACUUGAUCUCCAUUUGGAUUGCGCUGAAUGGAGUUCUAAGGAAAUGAUUGAAGCCACAUAGUCUACUCUAUUACAUAUACACAGAUGAGAGCCUUUGCAAUAUGACCUUUAAGAUUCACUGUCAGGAGUCCUAAGACAGUGUUUAAAACUUACUAAGAGUAUUUUUGGAAGUUGAUGGGUUUUUUUUUAAGGGUCCUUUACCUACUGUUGAAGUUUGUCAUUGUAUUUUAGAUGGUAACUGUUGUAUAUUUUGGAUUAGGGCCAAGACUUUAAUUUAAAAUAUCUUUCAUUUUGUUAUAAGUCCUUUGAAAUGUUGUUAAUUUAUUUUGGCAGUGGGUUAAAGAAUCAGUGAAAGAGAAGCUAGUAAGUGGACCUGGUACUGGUGUCAUGCUCACCAUGUAUUCUCAGAGAGGAACUGGUUGAUUUGUCUCUUGACUUACCCAGCAUUAACAGACUUGGGGUCAGCCUUAGUGAUCACACUUAAAAGAACAAAAGUGGAGAAUUGUAUGCUGUCAUAUUUAUUGUCAAGUGAAACCCCCUUAAGAAAGUGUUGCUUUUAUUGUUAUAACUAUUUAUUAUUUGCAAUAGUAUUAGCAUAUUCAACUCCUGUGCACUCUGAGGAAACAGAGGUUUGUUACAAACAAAAACAACUACCAGAGCACAUAGCUCAGCUUACGGAGAGGUGACUGCUGCCUCCCCAGCAUCACUAACAGGGCCUGAUGUACAGAAAUGGUCCACAAUGGAGUUUGGGGAAUAUUUUUAAGAAAAUUUGAGUUUGUAUGUAAUUCUCUUUAUUGGAAUUGUGUCAUGGUAUGGCUUUUCUAGCUUUACAUGAAAGGCUCUGAGUAAGGAGUCACGUCUUCUAUAUUUGUACAGUUACCUAGAUCAUUGUAGGUCCUAUUAUGAGCAAGUAACAGUAUUUGAGCUAAAGUCUUGAGUACUAAAGUCAUCUAUACAUUUAUCAAAUCAACCUCUACACUAAAAGCUGGUAAAAUUCAUUAAUUGAAAGUGCCUUGGAUACUGUCCAUAUAUUAACAGUGUCAGGUUUUUUAUUUCAUCAGAAUCAAAACAGGAAGAGAUUAGUACUGACAUUAGAAACAUUGAGUGUAUUGAGAUCAGCCAAUAACUGCUCAAUUCUAGAUGAGAUUUAAUUGGGAUACUUUAUGUUGCCGGUUUUCUUUUUUCAUGAGUAUAUUUUGGGAGAUCUGUCAUAAAUACUUGGAGUCUCCUCCAGGAAGGAGUGCACAUGGACACAUCCCAGAGCUGAACAGAAAACCUGCAUUUGUUCAAGGAGGAAACAGAAUGUAGACACAUUUCUGGUUCACAAAAAAUUUGGGUUUUAAAGGCUUUGUUUUCUUUUUGUAGUCACAAAAUUCACUUGUUAUUCUUUGCCUUGUUUCAUGCUAGUUUUAAAGUAGUUUGAGGUAACUUACAUGCUCUGAUAGAGCUACAUAAGCACAUAAUGUAACACUGCAUAGUCUAACAAUAUCUGUUACAUAACCUGGCUAGUCAAUAUAAUGUAUGUUUUAAUUUCAACUUGACAAAUUUAUACAUUACCAUUCAGUAAUACCUUUGUGAAUAAAA